CUUUGUUUGUGGCCCUCCAUUUUCUAAGGACGUGCCAUGCAUGAUGAUGCAACAACAACCUCUUUGAAAUGAAUUUGUUGUCCCAAAGAGUAGAGUUGUUCCUUGUGAAAGGCCAAAUUUGAAGCUAUGAGUGGAGAAUUGUCAUCAUCAGAACAGAAGAAGGUUAAGGUUUAUUAAUCAAUCGUUAGUAAAGGACAGGACGUGUAUAUAUUUUGUAACCAAUAGAGGACGUGAAAAAUAAAAAUUAUUACAGAUUAUUGAAUCAAAACUGCUAAGACUCUAUUCUCUAUUCCUCGGCUAUUUUCUAUUAGAAUUUGCCUUUGUUCAGUCGGCUAGUCAUCACUUCCACGUUAAGCAAGAAGAACAGUGGAAGAGCAGCUGUCCUAUGAGAUGCAAGGCCCUUUUGCCAGGUUGCCAGAAGGCUUCAUAUCUGAGAUUCUAUCACUCACUUCACCUGUGGAUGUGAUCAGAGCAUCAGUUGUCUCAAAAGGGUUCAAGCCUGCUGCUGAUUCUGAUGCUAUUUGGGAGAAAUUUCUACCAUCUGAUUAUCAAGAUAUCAUUUCAAGAUCAGAUUCUGCUGUUGAUUGCUCAACCAAAAAGGCCCUCUACUUUUCUCUCUGUGAUUCUCCUCUUCUCCUUGAUGGAGGCAGAAUGAGCUUUUCAGUUGAUAAAAGGAGUGGAAAGAAAUGUUAUAUGGUUGGGGCAAGAGAACUCAUCAUUGCCUGGGCAAGAGAUCCAUGGUACUGGCAUUGGAUAUCUCGUCCUGACUCAAGAUUCAGAGAGGUUGCCAAGCUUAAGGCUGUUUGUUGGCUGGAUAUCAGAGGCAGGAUAGAAAGUCAAAUGUUGUCUACUGGUACUACUUAUGCAGCUUUCCUAGUGUUCAAGAUAGCAGAGGAGUAUUAUGGGAUUGAGCAAGCAACAACUUUAAUCAGAUUUGUAAACCAUGAGAGUGACGGUGUGGCCGGAAGAAGAGCUGCACCUGUCCAUCUUGUAUCAAGGGAAGGUAUGAAUCAUCCAGCAGAAUUUGGUGGAAAGUUUCCCAAAAUGAGAACAGAUGGCUGGAUGGAAUUAGAACUGGGGAAGUUUUAUAUUGAUAGAGGAGAUGAUGGUCAGGUGGAGGCUCGACUGAUAGAGAUUAUUAGCCUUCAUGGGAAGUCAGGCCUUAUUGUCGAAGGCAUUGAAUUUCGCCCCAAGUGACACAACAAGACUAUUUUACUGUUUUGUAGAUGUACUGCGUUUUUUCACAUAAUUUGUGUUUGGAUUGAGAUAGUUUGAAAAAAAAUAAUUUGCUUCUCAAAUCAUCCCAAUUACCUUUU
Coffea eugenioides is the source of this 1316-nucleotide messenger RNA. RefSeq names its product putative F-box protein PP2-B12. Lineage: Eukaryota; Viridiplantae; Streptophyta; Magnoliopsida; Gentianales; Rubiaceae. The transcript has 3 exons. The record is from RefSeq and is a predicted model, not a curated record. Gene Ontology annotation, molecular function: protein binding. Bases 391 to 1197 code for a protein of 268 amino acids.